This is a messenger RNA of Ipomoea triloba (trilobed morning glory), 2193 nucleotides long. Its product is annotated as CLP protease regulatory subunit CLPX2, mitochondrial. Gene Ontology annotation, molecular function: ATP binding; ATP-dependent protein folding chaperone; ATP hydrolysis activity. Gene Ontology annotation, biological process: protein catabolic process; protein folding; proteolysis. The record is from RefSeq and is a predicted model, not a curated record. The transcript is spliced from 15 exons. Gene Ontology annotation, cellular component: mitochondrial matrix. Bases 95 to 2062 code for a protein of 655 amino acids. Lineage: Eukaryota; Viridiplantae; Streptophyta; Magnoliopsida; Solanales; Convolvulaceae.
UUGAAAUUCCAAUUAUAACCCUUCCCUUUCUUGCUCUUCAGCUCAAUAGCUGCAGCCUGCAAGCCAGAAUCGAAGAGAAGACGAACAGAGAAAAAUGUCUGCAAUUUUUAGGUACAACAAAACAAAGCUCUGCCACCAUUUCACUUUUAAAAUUACCUUUCUCUCCUUCACUUCUUCCAAAUUCUCCUCCAACUCCUCUUCCCUCACACCUCCUCUGAAACUCCCCUUCUUCUCAACCCCUAGCCGCCAGCAUCUCCCUCCUCCGUCCACGAUGCGGGUGAUAGGGUUAGGGUUAGGGUUUCAGCGGAGGUGCAAAUGGGAAGGGAGUUCCGACAACUACGACCAUGUAAAAGCGGAGGUGAACUGCCCGCGCUGCUCUAAGCCCAUGGCCGUGCUCUUCUCCAAUCGACCUUUAUCGAUCACCGCCGGCGAGACCGGAAUUUAUCAGGCGGUUAAUUUGUGCCCUCAUUGCCGCACUGCGUUCUAUUUCCGGCCUUCCAAGUUGGAGCCCUUGCAGGGGAAUUUCAUUGAGAUUGGGCAGGUUAAGGGCGGGGUAGGGGAGAGGGAAAAUAACGGUAACACGGCCGCUGGCAGCGAGAAUGGAAAAACUGCGGGAAAGAUUUGGGAGAAGUUGAGGACUUACAGUGGUAAUAAUAGUAGCAGUGAUGUUGGGGAAAGUAGUAGUACUAGUGAUAGUUGUAGUAGUAGCAGUAGUAGUGAGACUGAGGUGGAGGAGAGUAUGGAGGGGUCUGUCGGUGAGUGGACUGGGUUAAAUGUGGUGAAGAAGUUGCCAACUCCGAAAGAGAUAUGUAAAGGGCUUGAUGAGUUUGUAGUUGGGCAAGAGAGAGCCAAGAAGGUGCUGUCUGUGGCAGUUUACAAUCACUACAAAAGAAUAUAUGAUGCCUCCUCAACCCAAACGGCAGGUGGAGAAUCAGGCAAAACUGUAGAUGAACAAGGAAACUUUGAAAGUGAUUUUGUUGAGUUGGAUAAGAGCAACGUGUUAUUGAUGGGUCCAACUGGCUCGGGCAAGACGUUACUUGCAAAGACACUAGCUCGUCUCGUAAAUGUUCCUUUUGUCAUUGCAGAUGCAACAACAUUGACACAGGCAGGUUAUGUUGGAGAGGAUGUGGAAUCAAUAUUGUUUAAAUUACUCAUGGCUGCAGACUUUGAUGUAGAAGCAGCUGAGCAUGGAAUUGUGUAUAUUGAUGAAGUUGAUAAGAUAACUAAGAAGGCUGAGAGCUUAAACAUCGGCAGAGAUGUAAGUGGGGAGGGUGUUCAACAGGGUCUGCUUAAAAUGCUGGAAGGAACUGUUGUAAAUGUACCUGAUAAUAGAGCACGGAAACAUUCUCGUGGUGACAGUAUUCAGAUAGAUACAAAAAAUAUCCUUUUUAUUUGCGGUGGAGCUUUUAUUGGACUGGAAAAGACAAUUUCAGAGAGGCGACAAGACUCUUCAAUUGGGUUUGGAGCUCCAGUUCGUACAAAUAUGAGCCUUAGUGCACUUACAAAUGCUGUAGUGGCAUCAUCAUUGUUGGAAUCUGUAGAAAGUAAUGAUCUCACUGCAUAUGGCCUCAUUCCUGAGUUUGUUGGACGAUUUCCAAUUUUUGUUAGUUUAUCUGCUCUAGAUGAAAACCAACUUGUUCAGGUUCUUAUGAAGCCCAAAAAUGCUCUUUGCAAACAGUACAAGAGAAUGUUUGCUUUGAAUAAUGUCAAGCUUCAUUUUACUGAUAAUGCAUUGAAAAUGAUUGCGAAGAAAGCGAUAGCAAAAAGCACUGGUGCACGUGGUUUAAGAUCUAUCUUAGAAAGUAUUCUGACUGAAGCCAUGUUUGAGGUUCCAGAUGCCAGACCAGGAAAUGAUGGUGUUGAUAUGGUCUUGGUUGAUGAAGAGGCUGUGGGAUCACUUGACACUCCUGGGUGUGGAGCAAAAAUUCUUCAUGGAAAUGCUGGGUCGGAGAGACUUUCUUCAGCGAUGACAUCAACCGAUAAAGCAGAAAAGAAUGAAGAACCGCUGAAGGGAGACAUGGAUGGAGACUGUGAGGUUGCAUCAAGAGCCUUGAGCUUGUAAUUUUUAUUUUUGAAUUUUUUGUACAUAAAGAGAAGAAUUGUAAAAGAGAAAUAUAAGCAUCAACCUCUUGUUUUACAAGGAAAUAAGGAAGAGAAGGCCUUUGUGAAAAUUUGAUAUCACAGGCAUACAUA